Humulus lupulus (European hop) is the source of this 939-nucleotide messenger RNA. RefSeq lists its product as uncharacterized. Lineage: Eukaryota; Viridiplantae; Streptophyta; Magnoliopsida; Rosales; Cannabaceae. Bases 1 to 939 code for a protein of 312 amino acids. Gene Ontology annotation, molecular function: RNA-DNA hybrid ribonuclease activity; nucleic acid binding. The transcript has a single exon. The record is from RefSeq and is a predicted model, not a curated record.
AUGUUCGCUUGGCAGAUCUCUUCUAAUUGGAUUCCUACCAAAUGCAACCUCACUAAGCACGGUUUAUUGACAGACGAGGUUUGUCCUAUUUGUGAUUCUCAGUUAGAAACUACUCAUCAUGCCUUAUGGGGUUGCUCUUCUCUUGCUGACUGUCGUAAUCUUAGUGAUAUCUCUUUGGGAGAUCCUCUUGCUGUUUGUCCCGAUUUCUAUGAUUUUAUUCAUCAGUUUCUGGACCCUUUGCCAAUUGCUACCUUAGAGCUGAUUUUGGUAAUUAUGUGGAGAAUUUGGUUUAGGAGAAACAAAAAGGUGCAUUAUGAUAAAAUGAUUGACUCAGACAUUGUUGUUUCUUGGGGUCGUGACUUCCUUGCUAACUAUCAGAGAGUAGAUAAGCCUCUUGAUAAUUCUCUCACGUUGGGGAGCUCGUCAUCCACGCUCAUGGGCUCUUCUAGGUCGGCAUGGGUGCCGCCCACUAGGGGGAUUGUUAAGAUCAAUGUCGAUGCUGCUCUUGAUACCCCUAAUGGAAGAUGUGGGUUGGGUAUGGUGGCUCGUGACUCCACCGGUGAUGUAAUAGUUUCUGCUGUUUGGCACAUUAUGGGUACUUUCACUCCUGAAAUAGCGGAAGCUCUAGCAUUAAAAUAUGCGGCCAACCAAUGCCGCUUAUUGGGUUUCCAAAAUGUGUGGUUUGAAUUUGAUUGUUUGAAUGUGGUUUUGAAGUUUAAUAACCAGGUUCCUUUGGCUUCUUCUCUGGGGUUAGUCAUAGCAGAUUUUAGACUCAGUUUUUCAGUUUUCCACUCUGCUAGUCUUUCUUUCUGUGCUAGAGCCUUUAAUACUGUUGCCCAUUCCUUAGCUAAAUAUGCCUUGUCGGAAGUAAUUAGUAAGGUUUGGUGGCCUGGCUACCCUUCUUGUAUCCAUGAUCUCAUUUUAUAUGAGAAGAAUUAA